UAAGGUGAGUGAUGAUUAUAUAGUUCCAGAUCUAACUUAAGGAGCAGAAUACAAUAUGUAUAAAAUAAGUCUUUAUAAAAAUAAAUCUAAUGUUACACUACCAAAAGGUUUUUUUGCAGCUUCUCCUCAAAAAGAGAAAUGUUGAACCUGACUCUGACUCCAGCUGACUCUUCUCCUCUCUCCUCUCCUCUCUCUGGCUGUGCGCGCUGGUUUUCGGGUGCAUCCUUAUAAAUAAGAUCCACCCGGUGCUCCUCGUCCUCUUAUUGGUCAGGUGGAGUCGUUACCUCACUCCGUGGGCCGGUGACGCAGCGUCUUCACGUAUCCUUCACACGCGCGUCUCUUCUUCUUUCUUAUUGAGAGUCUUGCGCAGAGAGUACCGGACGGACCGGGAGACGGUGCGCUCGAGACUAAACACUACCAGCACCGGGAGGAGAGGCGGCGCACUAGAGCAGCCUCUCUCUCUCUCUCUCUCUCUCUCUCUCUCUCUCUCUCAAACGCUUUCUCUCUCUCACGCCCGCGCCCGUGCACGCUCCUCCUCCGUCUCCACUUGGCUUCACGGUAGUAAAUGACGGUGUUGUUGAUGUGAACGGAUCUGUCUCCGGUGUUCGCUCCUUUUCUUCUUCGACGGAGCGACUUGGAGAGAAAAGACGCUCGAGAGAGAAGUACCUCUUCUCAUCCUGCGUGUCUGUGAGGACCCCUGGUCAUGUCCGUUUAGCUCCCCUGCGUGAUGCCUGAUCAUGACAGCACCACCCUCCUAACCAGACAGACCAAGCGCCGACGCGUCGACAUCGGGGUGAAAAGGACCGUGGCCAGUGCGUUAUUCAGCCGCGCCAGGGAGACCCUGCUCGAGAGCAUGAACCAAUCACACGGCCCCGAUCAGGACGGAGACUGCUCGUUGGUCGGCCACGGCCACGCCAACAGCGACGGAGAGAAGUCAAAUGUUUUGAGGAAGUUGCUGAAGAGGGCCAACUCGUACGAAGACGCCAUAAUGCCUUUCCCUGGUGCUACCAUCAUCUCUCAGCUACUGAAGAAUAACAUGGGGAAGAACGGAGGGAGCGACUCAGGCUUCCAGGGAAGUGGAGCUCUGUCCAGUGGCGGCUCAGAGAUCCACGCCGAGGACGCCUGCAGCAACUCGUCCCGCGACCGGGACAGCCCGUCUGACUGCCUGUCUCCUGGGCCUCCUCUUCCUCCUCCACCGUCCUCCUCCUCCUUCGGGCGACCGCUGCCUCCUUCGAGCCUAAACUCCCACGCUCCCCCUCAGCCCCUCUCCCUCUCCACUUUCGACUUGGACAGGCUGUCGGACGAGCACCUUCGUGCCAAGCGUGCCCGCGUGGAAAACAUCAUCCGCGGCAUGAGUCACUCGCCGCUGGUCCGGCCCAACGGUGACCACAACCAAGAGAGCAACCGCGAAAACGAGAACUGCAGCAACAGCAGUAACGACCACCGAAGAGACGGCAGCAGCCGCAACGCCGGCAGCCACAACCACAGCCGGAGCGACGGCCCUUCUUCCCUCCUGAGCUCUCCGGGCUCGCGAGGCGGCGUGGUCGGCGUUGGUGAGGUUUACAGGGAGAAUAAGAGAAAGCAGCGUCUGCCACAGCAGCAACACAGCUUCACCCAGCUAGUGUGUUCCAGGCAGGAGCAGAGACAGGAAGAGAGACGACAGCUCAAACUGCAACUGGAGGACAUGCAGAAACAGCUGCGUCAACUCCAGGAGAAGUUCUACCAGAUCUACGACUCCGAGACGGAGGAAGAGGAAGAGAACGGCGAGGGCGGAGAGGCCGACCGAGGCGGAGAACGAGAGGAGGACGGAAACUUGUCAGAGGACAGUAUUCGCUCUGACGGCCUGGAGGAGAGGCACAGAAACAGAGGUCGGCAUAGCAACGACGACCUGUCAGAGCUGGACCCGGGCCUGUUCCUGGACCGGGCACGAGCCCUCCUCCGAGAACAGGCCCUGAUAGACGGAGAGAUGGAGGAGGACGUGGACGGCAGGGGGGAGGUGGAGAGGAAUGUAGAAAGGGCGAUGAAGAGGAGAGGAGGUGCAGCAGGAGGAGGAGGAAGGCAGCUAGCAGAGACGCUGAAGCAGGAACUGAACUGUGCCGUGUCGCAGGUCGUCGAUACCGUCGUCAAGGGCUUCUCCUCGCCCAAGCAGGCCGUCGGUCACCAUCACGGCUGCCACAGCAGCACACCGGCCGCACCUUCCUCUUCCUCCAACUCGUCCUCUUCUUGUCCUCCGCCGUUCGGCCCCCUCCCCUCCCUCACCCCGGACUCGCGCUUCGGCGGCACCCUGGCCCUCAGUAUGAACGGCGACGGCAGUCCGACCCCUACCUACCACUCCUCCAACCAGAGGCUGCAUUGCUUCGGCGAUGUGAUCGUCCCGAGCCCGCUGGAUUCGUUCGGCGGUUUGAGCGGCAGACUGAGCGGCGUGCCGACACCCCACGACCAAACGGAGGCGCUGCCGCUGGUGGUGCGCAAGAGCGGCGGAGGAGGAGGUGGAGGGGAGAACACUAACCCCUCUCUUCCUCCUCCUCCUCACCACCCCUCCCUCCACCCAUCCGCCCUCACGGCCUCGCUCGGGUUCAGCCCUCCGCCCUUUCGCCACCCGUUCCCUCUCCCCCUUAUGGGUUACCCCUUUCAGAGCUCCCUUUCACACGGGGGUGGAGCCGGCUACCCUCCAGGGCCCAAGGACCAUCAUCGGUCCUCUCCCGAUUCUAUGGACAUGACCCGGGAAACUGUCAGCCUCAGAACCAAAAUGGCAUCCCUCGGAGGGGGCCAUCUCAGUCAUCACCACCACCACCACCACCACCACAGGCAGAGCUCACCGGGACAACACGGACAAGAGGGUCUGUCCCUGUCCCUCAUAAAGUCGGAGUGUGGGGACCUGCAAGACAUGGCCGACAUAUCGCCUUACUCGGGCAGCACCAUUCAGGAGGGCUUGUCUCCCAACCACCUGAAGAAGGCCAAGCUGAUGUUCUUCUACACCCGCUACCCAUCCUCCAACAUGCUCAAAAUUUUCUUCUCAGACGUCAAGUUCAAUCGCUGCAUCACCUCCCAGCUGAUCAAGUGGUUCAGCAACUUCAGGGAGUUCUACUACAUCCAGAUGGAGAAGUUCGCUCGGCAGAACAUCAACGAGGGCGUGACCGCCUCGGAGGAGCUGGCGGUGGGCCGCGACUCGGAGCUCUUCAGGGCGCUCAACAUGCACUACAACAAGGCCAACGACUUUGAGGUUCCUGAACGGUUUAUCGAGGUGUCCCAGGUGACUCUUCGCGAGUUCUUCAACGCCAUCGUGGCUGGAAAGGACGCAGACCCGUCCUGGAAGAAGGCCAUCUACAAGGUGAUCUGCAAACUGGACAGCGAGGUUCCUGAUGUGUUCAAAUCCCCCAACUGUCUACAAGAACUCCUCCACGACUGACCGGGGCGAGGAAGGGAAACACGAGCAGGACAAACCUCCACGGACCAAGAGAAGUCAGACUAGUCUUCAGUAAAAGGACGUUCAUGACGCGACGCAGAGACUUGAAGUGGUUCUACUUGGAGGCUUCUGGAGAGGUUUGUUGAUGGUUGUUUUUAAAGACGAUCCCGCCCUCAAAAUGUUUUAUAAAGAAAAAAAAUAUUCCUCUUGUAUGAGGUCGAGGGCUCGAACUCAGAGUCAGACAAUACUCAAAUUAACAAAGACUUUUAUAAAUUAGAAGCAAAACGGUAAGAAUUGAACCUCGUUGCACUUACAGAAACGCUUCUCUUUCUCCACCUCGUCCAAGCUCGCUCUUCAUCCUCCUCCGGAGGAACAAAAGGAUGAGGAAGAUGACGGAUCUUCAACUUGGGGUUGGGAGAGAUCUAAAAAUAAAGAUGAUAAUAUAUAAAAAAAAUCUUUUUAUUGUGGAUGUUUUUAAGUUACAUGGACAUUUUUGAAAAAAAAAGGUGAUGUUUCUGUAUUUUUUCUCCUUUGUAUAAGCGUUCUCUUCUA
Molecule: messenger RNA, 3958 nt
Organism: Sebastes umbrosus (honeycomb rockfish)
Lineage: Eukaryota; Metazoa; Chordata; Actinopteri; Perciformes; Sebastidae
Gene: prox1a
Product: prospero homeobox 1a
Exons: 7
Coding region: 728-3409 (893 amino acids)
Biological process (GO): regulation of transcription by RNA polymerase II
Cellular component (GO): nucleus
Molecular function (GO): DNA-binding transcription factor activity, RNA polymerase II-specific; RNA polymerase II cis-regulatory region sequence-specific DNA binding
Source: RefSeq, a predicted model, not a curated record